Molecule: messenger RNA, 216 nt
Organism: Phytophthora nicotianae INRA-310
Lineage: Eukaryota; Oomycota; Peronosporomycetes; Peronosporales; Peronosporaceae
Exons: 2
Coding region: 1-216 (71 amino acids)
Source: RefSeq, a predicted model, not a curated record
AUGAAGGCGACGAUCGACUUGAGCAACAACAGCACGAACAACACCGUGCCGGCACCCGAUAUCGCCCGCGCCUACCGACACCCGACAGACACGUUAUUCUUCACGGUUGUAAUCAAACACCGUGUAAAACGCGGACUUCGUCAUCAAGCACCAAGGAUUGGCGCAGUGGGGCUUGUGGGUGAUGCCACACGACGCGCCCCAUCAGGAAAGAACUAA